GUGGAGAGCAGAAUGGAGGAUACACCUACAUUGGCCUUACAGACCCUACCAGUGGAAAGAUCCCAGUUGAAGGUAUUGCAGGAGGCAGCAAGUCCUGAAGAAAAGAACAUAUGGAAGCAAAAAGGAGCUGUGCUGAACAGGAAUGGCCUAUUUGAAAAUGACAGGAAACCAUGCCUACCAAAGAGUAUGUACCCAGCAGUGGUACAGUGGGCACAUGGAGCAGCCCACUUAUCAAAGACUCUUAUGAAUGCUCUAAUUCAAAAGUACUACACAGCACCAGGAAUUACACCACUAACAGACAAUUACUGCAAAUCCUGUGCCAUUUGUGCUAAGUGCAAUCCAGGACGCAUGGAGAAGAUGCCCCAGAAGCAUUUGGCAAGAGCCCAAUACCCAUUUCAAAGGAUACAAAUUGACCACAUACAGAUGCCAAAGAGUGGAAGAUUUGAAUAUGCCCUUGUGGUAGUGGACAUGUUCUCAGGAUGGCCAGAAGCCUACCCAACUGCCAACAUGACAGCCAAGACAACAGCUAAAAAGCUUCUGAAUGAAGUAGUGUGCCGAUAUGGAGUACCAGAAGUCAUAGAAAGUGACCAAGGACCUGCCUUCACAGCUACAGUCACCAAGGAAAUCUGGUCUGCCCUAGGAGUCACUUUAUCCUUUCACACUCCCUACCAUCCCCAGAGUAGUGGCAAAGUGGAGAAAAUGAAUGGUACUCUUAAGACCCGAAUGCUGAAGAUGUCUCAAGAGACUGGUUUACCCUGGCCUGAUAGUCUACCCAUUGCCCUCUAUAGCGUUAGGUACACCCCUAGGGGGGAACACUCUCUAUCUCCCUAUGAAAUUUUGUUUGGCACUGCCCCCAGACUAGGGUGUUAUCAUCCUCAGCAGCUACAAGUACAAUCUGAUGCACUUACUAAUUAUGUGACCGCAUUGUCUAGGGAGUUGACUAAAAUACAUGCCCGAGUGUUUUCUUCUCUUCCAGAUCCUGAAGCAGUUACUGGGACUCACAGGCUAUUACCUGGUGAUUGGGUAUUAGUGAAAAGAUUUGUAAGAAAGAAUUCUCUUGAGCCCAGAUUUGAUGGUCCGUUUCAGGUUCUGCUGAUCACAUCUACCUCAGUCAAGGUGGGAGGCAAAAAUACUUGGAUCCACGCCUCCCACUGCAAGAAAGUGCCGCCACCAGACGAAGAAACCAGUCCGACUCAAUCAUGAGUAUCAUACACUGCAUCAUACAUAUCCUUUGUAUAAUAUUAACAACAGUCGGCAAACGCCGCCCAGAUAUUGCCAUAGCUAACAAAAAUGGGAUAGUACAAUUUUGGUUUAACUCUGAAAACACUACUACAGCAUCAUAUGUCUUUGAUGCUUGUACAAUACUACCAUGCCCAAAGGGUGCCACUAGAAUAUAUAAAUGGUAUCAUGAGGCAUAUGGGGAGGGAUAUAUAUGUGUCACUGGAGGAGAAUGGGGGGAAGAUUGUAACUCCUGGGUAGCAGCCGCAUGGAAUUCCGGUCCCUCAUGGGGUUACAAACCAAAAAAUUCAGUGGCCACAAACAGUAAGGACAAAGAAGGUAGACCGUUAUCAGAACGUAUGAAAUUGGUUAAAAUGGGCCCUAGUAUGCGGCUUUCAUUAACCAAUCAGAACCCAGUCCCUAGUGAUUCAGGAACUUAUGUUCUUGGUUGGUGGUUUGGUGGAACUACUCAAGGACACCAGACAAAGUUUGAAAUCAAGGAUAUAAGUACCUCGGGAGAUUGGAAAGAACCCAGUAAAGAACCCUUAGUCCGUGCUUUGGAACAUCAUAUUCAGGCUUAUAAUAAAUUUAUAGCAAUUGCAAACCCCACCUUUGUAGAUACCAUGGCCAUAGAAACAGGUUAUUCGGAUAUUAAUCUCUGGCUCGAGUGGAUGAGGUAUACCGCAGGAAAAGGUAAUAAAACAAAUUGUUAUGUUUGUGGUAGUGCUAGACCUCAUUUAGGUACAGUCCCGUUAAAUAUUCCAGAGCAGGUAGAGGACUGCUUCCUCAGCCUAUAUACCAAUAGCUCCUCCGAUCGAACAGAUUGUGAACGGUGGAAGAAAGAAUAUCCUAUAACCACUAAAACCCCUAGACCAGGAGAAGGUAUCACCAUUUACCCUGGAAAUUAUACUUGUUAUGUCAUUGCAGGUGACCAAGGCAGAUUCCUGGGAAAUUUCUCGGAUGAUUAUUGUUCCAUCUACCGAGUUAUAAAUAAAGCCAAACUGCAAGGCCAAGUUCAGUCUCUAGGUGAUAUCUACUGGUUGUGUGGAGACAUGAAACUAAGAACCCGAUUGGAAGGAAAUUGGACUGGAGAAUGCACCCUAACCAAAGUCAUCAUGCCUGUGCAUAUCUUCAAUCAUGAGCCUACAGAGGAACCAGAGGUCCACCACAGGAGCAAAAGAGAAGCUCCCAAGGGAAGUCUAGACCCGCAUGUAUACAUAGAUGUCAUUGGGGUCCCAAGGGGGGUCCCAAAUGAGUUUAAGGCUAGAGAUCAAGUAAAGGCAGGAUUUGAAUCUUUCCUGAUGCCCCUAGUUACAAUUAAUAAAAAUGUAGAUUGGAUUAAUUACAUUUAUUAUAAUCAACAAAGGUUUAUCAAUUUCUCAAUAGAGGCUCUUAAAGGACAAGCUGAACAACUCAGUGCUACAUCUACUAUGACAUUCCAGAAUAGAAUGGCCUUAGAUAUGAUUCUAGCAGAGAAAGGAGGGGUAUGUAAAAUGUUCGGGGAUACCUGUUGUACAUACAUUCCAGAUAAUACAGGCCCCAAUGGUAAAGUAACUCUAGCUAUAAAGAAACUAGAAAGCCUAUCAUCAGAGCUCAAAAGAAAUUCAGGAAUAGCAGACCCUUGGGACCAAUAUUUUACUGGGAUGGGAGGAUUGCAAAAAAUGCUAAUGCAAAUAGGAAUAUCAAUACUAACAAUUCUCAUCCUCCUAGCCUUAAUCGUCUGUUGUGUGCUACCAUGUCUGAAGAAAUUGUGUGAAAAAGCCGUGGACAGUACAACUCCCUUGAUGGCAAACAUCGACUAUGAAGAAUAUCCAGACGAACCCCAUGAACCCAUGAAAAGAUAUUCAACUACUCUAGUAUUAAAUAUAUAAGGGACAGCAUCUGAAAACCUAUGUACAAAGUCUGUGGCAAGGGGGGUCAUGGAAUAGCCAUGACUCGUCUAACGUGCAGCAAGAAGAAAGUCGGAGAAGUACAUAGGACAGAUGAGAUAGGAAUCUAAUUUUUAGGGAAAGAAUCUUGAAAAUGUUUUAAUUUAUAUUAUCAAAAGGGGAAAAUGUAGUAGAUGGGGGUCUUGUGAUAUGAAAUAUACCUUAAAACAUCAAUCAUAUAUGUCUAUAAUAAUGUAAUGUCUAUGUCUCUUUAAUUCACACUGCUAUAUUCAAUCUUGCAUCUCUCUGCUUCUAGAAAAUAUCAGCUUAAAAGUAACAGAUGGCAAAAACCUUCCUUCCAACGUGGCAGUAUCAGGAUAUUAAGAUUGAACUUUGUUCGAUUACUAAUAUUUCUGUUGAAAGGAGAUAAUGAUGGCCAUAUCAGGAUGUGUGUCCUGGACACACACUGAUAUGGUGAUAUUGCCUGCUUGUUAAUACCCGAUCGAUAGAAUGUCAGGGUGACCACCUGGAAGGAAAGUCAAACUCAGCGCUUAGGCAGCAUAAAAUAGGGCUUUAAACUUAUCGCCUGACAGAUUGCACACACAUA
Hyla sarda is the source of this 3693-nucleotide messenger RNA. RefSeq names its product protein NYNRIN-like. Gene Ontology annotation, biological process: DNA integration. Lineage: Eukaryota; Metazoa; Chordata; Amphibia; Anura; Hylidae. The record is from RefSeq and is a predicted model, not a curated record. Gene Ontology annotation, molecular function: nucleic acid binding. The transcript has a single exon. The coding region runs from base 13 to 1203 and encodes 396 amino acids.